AUGUCUUCGUCACUGAAGCGGCCCUCCAAUGAUGACAAUCAGGAAGAUACCUGGGCUAAUAACCAAGCCCAAAACGAGGGCGCCAAUACUCAAGGAAACUCCCAGCAACAAGAUCCAGAGACUACUGAAGAUCCCGGAGAAGAUACGACACAGAAUACAACGGUAGAACAAGUAUCUACAACAGAAGCCACAGCUCCUGCUCGUCGUCCAAAGAAGCCUAGAAGAGGCAAGAAUAGCCCUGAACCAAAUUAUUCUGAGUUAGUUCAGGGUCAGAUGUCUUCUACCAAUCGUACCGGCCAGGCCUGCGAUCGCUGCAAGGUGAGUUUACCUGAGUUUGCUUUACAUUCCGGUCCUAUCAAACCUUCAAAUUUUCUCUCAACAGCCUCAAUCGCCAGUACUGCCAUUUCUGGUCCUGUUCUGAGUGGCCAACCAUAUUUUUUUGCCCUUGAAUACACAAGGAAUGCCAAAUUGCUUUGUGUGAUGUGUUUUCCCAGUUCCAUUGUAUACUUUGUUCAAAAAGAAACAAAGCUAUCAAAGGGAAAAUCAGCUCUGAAUUUUUGGAUUUGGCAGACCACGCUUAUACCAUAUGGCUGUAUUCACUCUUGCUUUCGAUAUCACUCCAUUGGCAUUCUAAACCCGUAUUACACCUACUCCGUUCUUACAGCCCAUCCACAUCCAUUUUUUUUCCAAAUCGCCUUAUUAUAUUUCAAGCUACUUAAUCCCCCUAAUCCCGUGAAGCAUAACCCCUUAGAUUUCCUCAGCUUGCUUAUCCAACUACACAACACGUAUCCAUUCUGGAGCUUUACUAAAACAUUACUUGCUACAGGGGCGAAAAAUGAAACUGACCCAAUAACGCGGGUGUCGUAUACUCGUGGAGAGCUAGAACGCCUACGAGCUGAAAACGGAAGGCUGGCUACUGAAAACGAAUUAUUACGCACAGAAAAUGCCAACUUACGAGACUAUAUCAGUAAUGUGGUCAGCCACCUUGGAAGCGGUGGUGCUCAGGCGCCUGGAAUGUCGAUGGUGAGUGGCUACUUUUCUGUUGCACUUCUUACCACCACUUUUUUCGCUAUUUUAUUAAUGCUUAUAUUCAGGAAACACCACAUCCAUAUCCUUCGUAUGACGCUCUACAAAGUCAGGCUCAGGCUCAAGCCAUUCACCAGACGGCCCAGCAGCAGCCAGGACAGAGCUUUCCAAUACUAUACCCACCAGGCAGGCGUAUGUAAACGACCUAAAUGA
Messenger RNA from Trichophyton benhamiae CBS 112371, 1239 nucleotides. RefSeq lists its product as uncharacterized. NCBI's taxonomy places the organism in Eukaryota, Fungi, Ascomycota, Eurotiomycetes, Onygenales, Arthrodermataceae. The coding region runs from base 1 to 1239 and encodes 412 amino acids. The transcript has 2 exons. The record is from RefSeq and is a predicted model, not a curated record.